AUGGAAAAGAGAAACAUUCUUGAGGGACCACCACCCACCCCAGCCUAUCGCUCUGUCAUGGAGGAGUAUGGAUAUGAGGUGGGCAAGGUCAUUGGCAAUGGAUCCUAUGGGAUGGUGUAUGAUGCUUACUACACGAAGCAGAAGGUCAUGGUGGCUGUCAAAAUAAUUUCAAAGAAGAAGGCCUCUGAAGACUAUCUUAACAAGUUCCUUCCCCGUGAGAUACAGGUAAUGAAGGUCCUGCGGCACAAGAACCUCAUCAACUUCUAUCAGGCCAUCGAGACCACAUCUCGAGUGUACAUCGUUCUGGAGCUGGCUCAGGGCGGUGAUGUCCUUGAGUGGAUCCAGCACUAUGGAGCCUGCUCUGAGCCCCUUGCAGGCAAAUGGUUCUCCCAGCUGACCCUGGGCAUCGCUUAUCUGCACAGCAAAGGCAUUGUGCAUCGCCUGAUGCCCAGCCUUUCUGCUGCUGGUAGGGAUUUAAAGUUGGAGAACCUGUUGCUGGACAAGCGGGAGAAUGUGAAGAUAUCAGACUUUGGCUUCUCCAAGAUGGUGAUUCCUAAUCUGCCUGUGCGUAGUAGCCCUUCUUUUAGCCACAUGAACUGCUUUACCCACCUCAGCCAGACCUACUGUGGCAGUUUUGCUUAUGCCUGCCCUGAGAUCUUGCUAGGCUUGCCCUACAACCCUUUCCUGUCGGACACCUGGAGCAUGGGCGUCAUCCUCUACACCCUAGUCGUUGCUCGUCUGCCCUUUGAUGACACAAAUCUCAAGAAACUGCUGAAAGAGACUCAGAAGAAAGUCGUUUUCCCAUCUAACCAGACCAUCUCCCAGGAAUGCAAGAACCUGAUCCACCAGAUGCUGCGUCAAGCUAACAAGCGUGCCACCAUUCUGGACAUUGUCAAAGAUCCAUGGGUAGUCAAGUUCCAGCCUGAGCAACCCACCCAUGAGAUCAAGUUGCUUGAGACCAUGUGCCAGCCUCCCAGCACCACUGCUGUCCACCAGUCUUUGGAAAUCAAGACCUGAGAAUGGCUGAGGGAAAGGGAUGAGAGGAACAGAGCAGAAGUGUCUGGGCCUAAAAUGUUAAGAAAAAUAAAUCUA
Molecule: messenger RNA, 1092 nt
Organism: Elephantulus edwardii (Cape elephant shrew)
Lineage: Eukaryota; Metazoa; Chordata; Mammalia; Macroscelidea; Macroscelididae
Gene: TSSK4
Product: testis-specific serine kinase 4
Exons: 4
Coding region: 1-1017 (338 amino acids)
Biological process (GO): microtubule cytoskeleton organization; intracellular signal transduction; protein phosphorylation
Cellular component (GO): cytoplasm
Molecular function (GO): protein serine/threonine kinase activity; ATP binding; tau-protein kinase activity
Source: RefSeq, a predicted model, not a curated record